UUAAACAUUAUAUAUUACUCUAACGACCCCCCCUACCUUUUGAUAAGCGUCGGGGGCGCGCGUGUGAGGAGAAGUGGGGUGCGCGCGCUCUCGCUUCCCCGGGCUCGCGCAUCCUGCUCGGUGCUGGCUGGCAGCUGCUGCUGAGGCUGACUGAUUGACUGAGAGGCGGCAGCGGGCGGCGUGUAACCGGCGCCCCCCUCUCCACCGCCCCCUCUGUGUAACGCUGGGCCUCAUCACCCCCUACCCCCUGACAGCACACAGGCGCCGGUGGCAGGGAGAGAGGGGGGCGGCCGGGCGCCGUUAUCUGCCGGUGAAACCGUUAUCAGCCUGGUAGGAUCGCUAGCCGGGGAGGGAGACCCAGCACUGGUGUAUGGACGUGCCUGCGGGCACCGGCCGGGUGAUGUGCUCACAUCUGGGCUGACCUCUCCAGGCUUUGAUUUUGUAAGGCUUAUCUAUUGUACAUUGAAAAGUUGAACCACAAACCUGAGGAAAAUGGCUACUGACUCUGGAGAGCCUACAAGCACAGAUGAGUCUGACAAACCAGCUGGGUUUUCCGUAGAAAAGAACCCGGUCCCUAAGGACUCUUCCCUGACCCAGCAAGCAAGCAUGGAGGAUAGAGAAAAGUCUCUUUCUGCCUCUGGGACCAGUGAAAGAAAGCGCUUCUUUCGUAAGAGUGUAGACAUUACGGAAGAUGAUGGAAUCCUGGAGCAACCCAUCAAAGAGGAGAAGGUCGUGGACUGUGUGGGCCAGCAGCAGCUGGGCAGUCAAAUACCAAAUGCCAUAGAUGCAGGCCAAGAGGGCAAGAAUGAGCCCAAAGUUGUAUCGGAGGCCUCUAAAGAUUCCCCUAGGGAAAAAACUGAGAAAGAAAUGGAAGAGGAGGCAGAAAUGAAAGCUGUGGCAACCUCUCCCAGCGGACGGUUCCUGAAGUUUGAUAUUGAGUUGGGCCGUGGGGCUUUUAAGACGGUCUUCAAAGGUUUGGACACUGAGACUUGGGUAGAAGUUGCCUGGUGUGAGCUUCAGGACCGAAAAUUAACCAAAGCAGAACAGCAAAGAUUCAAAGAGGAGGCUGAGAUGCUAAAGGGGCUUCAGCAUCCCAACAUUGUGCGUUUCUACGAUUCCUGGGAGUCUACUGUGAAGGGGAAGAAAUGCAUCGUCUUGGUGACGGAACUGAUGACGUCUGGCACUUUAAAAACUUACUUGAAACGAUUCAAAGUAAUGAAGCCCAAAGUGUUAAGAAGUUGGUGUAGACAAAUCUUAAAAGGGCUUCAGUUUCUCCACACUCGGACGCCACCCAUCAUUCAUCGGGAUCUGAAGUGCGACAACAUCUUCAUCACUGGACCAACUGGCUCCGUGAAGAUUGGAGACCUUGGUUUGGCUACUUUGAUGAGGACAUCCUUUGCAAAGAGUGUGAUCGGAACCCCCGAAUUCAUGGCCCCAGAAAUGUAUGAGGAGCAUUACGAUGAGUCUGUGGAUGUCUAUGCAUUUGGCAUGUGCAUGCUUGAAAUGGCUACCUCAGAAUACCCAUACUCUGAAUGCCAGAAUGCCGCUCAGAUCUACCGCAAAGUAACCAGCGGAAUUAAACCUGCCAGUUUUAAUAAAGUAUCUGACCCAGAGGUAAAAGAGAUCAUAGAGAGCUGCAUCCGACAGAACAAGAGUGAAAGGUUAUCUAUCAAGGACCUCCUAAUCCACGCCUUCUUUGCAGAAGACACUGGCCUUCGAGUAGAGCUAGCAGAGGAUGAUGAUGGUGUCAACCCAUCACUGGCCCUGAGGCUCUGGGUAGAAGAUCCCAAAAAGCUCAAAGGAAAACACAAAGACAACGAAGCUAUAGAAUUCAGCUUUAACUUGGAUUUAGACAAUCCGGAUGAAGUGGCCUAUGAAAUGGUUAAAUCUGGAUUUUUCCAUGAAAGUGACAGUAAAGCAGUGUCCAAAUCUAUACGUGAUCGUGUGAGCCUCAUCAAGAACACAAGAGACCGGAAGAUGCUGGUUGGAAAUAUAGAGGAUCGCCGUGACUCGCAGAGCAGAGCAGCUGGGGCACCAGUCGUACAGACAGGCACCCCUGUGACUGCUGGCUUUUCCCAAACCGGAGGUAACGAGAGUGAGGAAACAGAAGUGGAUCAGCAUGUGCGCCAGCAGUUACAGCAGCAUUAUCAGCAGUGCUCAUCCGUUACAGCUGAUAGCCGGUCAGAUACAGGGGGAGGGUCAGUCGCAGCAUUGGACAAUUUAAGUCAGCACAGUGCAAUCUAUACUGCUUCUCAUGAAGCAAUAGCUGGACAGCGAAUGUCUGGCAUGCCACAAACAGAAGCCAGUCACAUGGGGCAGUUUUAUCCACAGCAACACGUCAUGGGACACUAUCAGCAGCCACAGCCGGUGCCCAUGCCACAGAUGCUACCGGUGCAGUGCCUGCCUCAGCCUGGCUCUCUGUACCAAUCGAUCAACACAAUGGACGGACAGCUUAAUGCACAGUCUUUAGAUGGACAGUUGGUAUUAUCCGCAGAAGGAAAAACAGUCCCUCACUCAAACACCUUAGAUACUUCAGGGAUGCCAGUUUUGCAGCCAACUCCUUCUGCACUGUCCCCACAAAUAUUGCCUGGACAAAUGGCAAAUCCGCAAACCAGAGCGGGCAUUCAGCUUGACGCUUGUGGGCUGCAAGAUCUUUCUGCUACACCUGGUGAUAAUAAUCAUGUUCCAGCCCUGCUUCCUGCAUGCCACCCAUCCAUAUUACAUCAGUAUGGCGUACAAAACGUGAUGCAUCAGUCCCAGAAUGUGAUGGGAGUCCAGGCUAAUUGUCAGCAACAAUAUCAGCUGCCUGCUGUACAGCAACCAGCUAUGCCGCUCAAAGAUCCCUUAAUGUAUUCAGCAAAUUUACAGCAAGGACAAAACUUCCACGUUCAUUCGCACCCGGAGCAGCCUCAGAGUUCAAUUCCUCAGUCCCCUUACCAAACUCCUCUAGCACAGCAGCAAGUUGUUUUGCAACCAGCCAUGGUUGAACAGCCACCUAAAGUAGUAUACCCCACUGCUGUAGCACAGGAAGCAGUCCUACCAUGUAUGUCGCAACAGUACGAGGCAGAACAUUUGCCAUUUAAUACACAAACAUCAGCUGUCCCUGUGGCUUCUGGGCAAGCACAGCAGACGUUGCCAUCAUCUGUGCAUGAGCAUUCUCCUUACAGCCAGCAUCUGUUGUCACAAAUUCCUGUUCAGCAGACGUCCUGUGAUCUAGAACAGGCUACGUACACCUUGCAGAUGGUUAAGCCUCCUGUACUGGAGCAACCAGCAUUCCCUCAACAUGCUACAACAUCUUCAGAACAGUUGCUUUCCCAGGGAAAUGUUCGACAGAAUCCUGCAGAACAACCUCUUUACAUCCAGAUUCCUUCCAUGGAAGCGUAUGGACAGCAAUCUGUUGCAACCCCUGACCAGACUGUGUGCCCUCAGAAAACUGUUGCUCCCUCUGACCAGACCAUGUUUGUGCGACAAACUGCUCUCUUACCAGAGCAACUAAUGUACAAUCAGCAAAUAUUGCAAACUUCAGACCACUUGUGCUAUGUACACCAAACUUUGCCUGUGUCUGAACAGUUCACACACACCCAACACGAUAGAGUAGCUCCUGAUCAUAUAUAUUACCCUCGGCAAACUAAUUACUCAGUUGAACAGCCACAUCACUCUUUAUUAGCUGAUAAGCCUGUAUAUUCACAGCAAGCUACAUCAACUGAUCAGCUCGUGUAUGUACAGCAGACUGCAUCAACUGAGAAGCCAGUGUAUGUACAGCAGACUGCAUCAACCAGGGAGCCUGUGUAUGUACAGCAGACUGAAUCAACUGAGAAGCCAGUGUAUGUACAGCAGACUGCAUCAACCGGGGAGCCCGUGUAUGUACAGCAGACUGCAUCAACUGAGAAACCAGUGUAUGUACAGCAGACUGCUUCAACCGGGGAGCCCGUAUAUGUACAGCAGACUGCUUCAACCGGGGAGCCCGUAUAUGUACAGCAGACUGCUUCAACCGGGGAGCCAGUAUAUGUACAGCAGACUGCUUCAACUGAUCAGAACAUGUAUGUCCAGCAAACUGUACCAUCAUCUGAAAAGCCAGAGUAUGUCCAUCAAACUCUGUCACCAGCUGAACUGCUACUGCAAGCAAAGCAAGCUGUACCAUCUGAUCAAGCUAAAUAUGUCCAGCAAGUUAUUCCACCAGCUUGCCAGCCACUGUAUGUGCAGCAAAUGAUUCCACCAACUGAGAAACCAGUGUAUGCUCCACAAACAGCGCCGUUACCUGAACAGCAACCAGUAUAUGCACCGCAAGUCGUACCGCUAUCCCAACAGCAGCCCUUGUGUUCACAGCAAGCUGUGGCACUACAUGAGCAGCAGUCGGGUGGUGUUACAUUACCGGAGCAGCAGUCGGUAUUACAGGCAGUUUAUGCCCAGCAAUGUGUUCCUUCACAACUUGAGCAGCAGCCUUUGUACUCCCAGCAUGGGGGUCCACAACCUGAACAGCCUGUGUAUGUCCACCCUGGGGUUGCACCGUUGGAGCAGACCGUUUAUGCCCAGCAUGGAUGGCAACAUUUGGAGCAGACCAUGUAUGCUCAACAAGGUGGGCCUCCAUCAGGACAUACCAUGUAUGCCCAGCAUGGGGGUGCACCAGCAGAGCAGCCUGUUUGUGCUCAGCAGGGCGGGUCACUGUUAGAGCAGCCUAUUUAUACCCAAGCUGGGGGUCCAUCGUCUGAGCAGGUUGUGUAUGCCCAGCAUGGGGGUCCACCAUUAGAGCAGACUGUAUAUGCACAGCAUGCGGUGCAACAAUUGGCGCAAGCAGUGUUUGCCCAGCAUGAGGGGACACCAUCGGAGAAGACUGUAGGUUAUAUGGACAGACCUGUGAAUUCACAGCAAGCUCCCAGUGAUCAACUUUUAUAUCACCAUGAGGCAGUUUCAUCAAGUGAACAGAAAUAUUAUCAACAAACCGUUCCACCAUCUGACAAUCUAGUUUAUGUCCAGACAUCUCAACAAGUGUGCAGUCAACAAGUAACUCCUCCAGUUGACCACCAAGGAUAUCCACAGUCUGCUAUACAGCAUGUAAAUAAUAAAUACCUAAUAACCACUGCUGACCAGCUCACAUUUACACAGCCUGCCGUGCCUGUGGCUGAGCAGCGUGGGCAUAUGAAUAGGCCACUUUCUCCAGCUGCUCAGCCAGUUUAUGCGCCUCAAGCAGUCGCUGCGGUCGACCAGUCAUACCAACAACAGACUGCUACUUCUGCUGAUCAACAGUUAUAUACCCAUAAUGCAGUUUCCCAGUCUAACCAAUCUAUUUACAUGAACCAAACUAUGCCCCCCACUCAUCAACCUUUAUACGCACCAAUGCAGCACACGCCUCCUUCAGAGAAUACCGUGUUGUACAGCCACGGAGUACCUGCUACUUCUGUUCAUUUAAAUUUGCCGCCUUCAGACAGACCUGUAUAUGUUCAGAAUACAUUACCUUCAUCAGAACAGUUGGCUAACAUGAUGCAUGCGAUACCGACUGUAGAGAAGCCAGAUUGCAGUGAACAGCCAGCGAAUCUUUAUUUACAGAAAACUUUGACUCCACCACAAGACCACAGACCAGAACUGCACACUGAAAACCAUGUAUAUGUGCAACAAUCUAUUCAAUCUCUGGAUAAGCAAGCCCCGUUAAAGUCGGAUGCAGAUCAAAAGCAGAUGGAUAUCCAUCAGAUCUCAUUGUCCUCUGCGGGGUCACAGCCCACAAAUCAGGCUUUUGCGCAGUCCGGAGGGCUGAGUCAGCAGUUCUCUGCUCCACCUUUUAAUGCACAAACACUGUCUAGUGUCCCUGAGCUAGGUCUGAGCGGUCAACCCUUGCCUGUCCAAAAUCAAUCAAAUGGCCACCAAAGUAUUAUGCAUGUUAGUGCUCCCCUAGCUUCUCAGGAGUCAUUGCUUCAAGUUAAACAUGACCAGCGUCCACCUGUGCAAACACAUGAGCAACAGAUUUCUGAUAGUUUGGACCUUGUGCAAGGAAUUCCUUCUGUAUCUCACAACAAAGAUGCCUUGCCUCAGAUGUUUUAUCAAGGUCAAGCCCAGCCUGCUUUACAGCAGCUAGCUCCAGCACCUAUUUUACAGCAGCAACUUCCUCUCCAUCCUGAUAGCCAUCAAUCUUCACAACCGGCUGGCUAUCUUAAUCCCAUUUCACAAUCGGCCUGCUCAACUGUAACCGGCUUAACAGAGACGACCGUUCACCAGGAUGCUUACCAACUUCCUGCUGUAGGUGCAGUGGCCCAAAGCCAAUUGUAUCAGUCGGACGCAGAGUUUCAGCAGGCAUAUGCGGCAGAACAGUCUGGUGCUCAGAAAUUGGACUCUGUUCACAGUGCUUAUGGUGACUUUGCCAGGGACAAUGCUGGUGUUCUUGAUGGUCCUCUUGGAAAUGGCAAGCAUGAAAAGAUGAAGCAACGUAGAGCUUCUUGCCCCCGGCAAGAUAAAAUGAAUCGAUUUAACUUGUGCUUCUUAGGGGUGUCGCACUAUGGCGAUAACAUGGUGGAGUGCCAGCUGGAGACUUAUAACAACAAAAUGGUUACUUUCAAGUUUGAUGCAGACGGAGAUGCUCCUGAGGACAUUGCUCUUUACAUGGUUGAAGAUGACUUUGUGCUUGAAGCAGAAAAGGAGAGGUUUGUAGACGAGCUGAAGCUAAUUGUAAGUCAGGCUCAGGAAAUACUCCGCAAGAUUCCAGCUGAGGAGAGAGCAGAAUUUGCACCAUCUGAAUCUAGCAACCAAACUGGGGCAUCUGAGCAUGUGCAGAUAGCGGUGCCUGUAUCUGCUCCAACAGGAGGGGAAUCAGGACCGCAGUCCUCACCAGUUGGUCGCUGGCGAUUAUUCAUCAAUCAAACAAUAAGAAACAGAGAAGCUCAGUCUUCAUUUGUCACCCAGCCUGCAGUUAUCAAAGUUCCUCCGCAUUCUACAGGACCACCUAUGGAACUGGCAAGCAAUAGUCUACCUGAGGACUCUUAUAAUUUUAAGGACAACUGUUCCCUUCAGCCAGAAAACACUGCCCCCUCUACAUCAGCAGAUUGCCCGGUUUCUACCACAGAAACUGUGCCCCCGACAGCUCAUGUGGAAAAUGGUAAUGAAAUCUUGUCCCCUCCUGUUAGUAACAUUGGCUCUCCAGCUAUGCAGGUUCAGACAGAGCCUGAGAUCCAUGGCACAAAUGUAGCUGUAACAGAAGGUCAGCAGCCAGGCUUUCACCUUUGUAGUGAUCAGGAUGCUCAGGUAACAAAUGGUAUGGGUCAACCAAGUUCUGGUCAAAACACCACUGGUCUGUCCCUUGGGCUCUCUCUGUCAGACAACGUCACACCUUCAGAUGGAACCAUUUUACCACAGACACCAGUCUUAGAAGCUUCACUAGUGCACUCUGCUUCAAUACAAGAAUCUGACAAUGAAGGGCCUCCCAAAAUAGAAUUUGUCGACAACCGUAUCAAAACGCUGGAUGAAAAAUUGAGGACCUUAUUGUAUCAAGACAGCUCUGCUAGUUCCUAUGCCGACAGUCAGAAGGAGACGCAGAGUACCGAGUCCCCUUUGUCAUCAUCUGCUGAGGAUACCCUAUCCUGUCCUGCCCCUGACGCAGCAAAUGUGAAUUCCAGCAGUAUUCAGGCCACUCCAGAGGAGGCAGAACCUAUUGAUUCACUGGCAGUUAAAGCUCCUGAAGCUGUCAUUGCGGUGCCUGGUGAAUUAACGCCGUCUGAAAGUUCUGAAGAUGCCUGGCAUCCUGGAAGUUCUUCUCAUGCCUGCACCAAGCGCACUCUGGGCACCGGAACCGCUCAUCUACAGACAGGAGCCGAAGAAGAUGGCACUAGGCGGGAAGUACUUGAUUCCACACAAAGGGUUGUAGAAGCGCUGGCUGAAUGUGCCUUGUCUGAGGUUAACUCAUCUGGAACCAGUGCCUUCAAACGUGGACGCUUUCAGGUGGUUACAGUUCCACAGCAAGAACAAUCCACUGCUGCUGAUCCUACAAGUGUUCCUCCCACAUCCCUGCUAACGGAAAAGCCUCUCUCUGUAGAAGAAACUGCAACCACCAGAGCUGAGGAUACCCCGCCGUCUGCCAGUACAACAUGCGAGACAGAUGCAUCUUCUCUAACUCCUGACCUGGAACUAGACGAAAUGUCUGCCACUGGCAGCAGUGCUCCAUCCAAUUCUGUACUGUGGAUGAAAGAUAACAAGAAGCAGAGCAACUUUUCCAAGCAGCCCAGUAGUGACUCUGAAAUGUCUACAGCUCCUGGCAAAGACCAUGAAUUUAAAGUCAGAGAGGCUGAACCAAACUCCCAAGGAGAAGCUUUUUCUCAAAAGCAGUACCCCCUCAUCUAUUCUCCAUCCUCUCCUAUGAGCAGUGAUGAUGAGUCAGAAUUAGAAGAUGAGGACUUGAAGGUGGAACUGCAGAGACUUCGGGAGAAGCACAUUCAGGAGGUGGUGACGUUACAGGCCCAGCAGAACAGAGAGUUACAGGAAGUGUAUGCACGCUUGAGGUGUUUGAGAGAGUGCAAAUCAGAGCCCUUUGAUGGCACGUCUCAACCGAUGUCCCCACGUCGUCCCAGGUCUCUAAAAAGUAAACAGCGGAGUAGACCACAGUCUCUGACCCACAUGGACAAUGGCAUUGGACAUUCAGACCACCAGUGCAGUGAGAGUAACUCUGAUGCCUGCCAGCAGUCAGUCUCUGGGAAGAAGAGCAUGUUCACAGAUGAUCUACAUAAGCUGGUUGAUGACUGGGCUAAGGAGAAUGCGGGCAACUUACAUCUGAGACAGAGCCUGAAUCAGAUCAAACAGAACCAGAACCGCCCAGAACCAGACAGCUGGAAUCGGGUUCAUGAGGCAUCAUCUGGCACCUCAGGCUUCCCAUCCGCUUGGGCUCCCACACUAUCUCAGAUUCACGGGACUGUUCCAGCUGCUAUCUCUCCAUCCCUUGUACUCCCCAAUUUUUCAUCCGGAGGAAUUCCAUCGUACCCAGUACCGCAUGCCUGCCAAUUCAGUGGAAUGGGCAGUACUGGUUACUCAGUACAGUGGUCUAACCAGUCAUCAGGCCUACCUGCACAGCAUCUUGCGACAUACCAGGCUGGGAUUGGAAUGCAAGCCUUUCCUACGGCUUCAGCUCAGAAAGCGGCUACCAUCCCAUCAUCUCCUAAAUGAUCCCUGCACCUGCCGUUAGACUGUUCUCUGGGAUCUUACUGUGUUUUCUCUUUAGUUGUUUCAGCUCUUUGAUCAAGGGUUGGUUUUGAUGCAAAGGAUGUGCGGUUAUUUUCCUCCCCUCUCGCUGGGGAUAUAUAUAUAUAUAUUAUUAUUUUUUUCUAUGUGCUGUGAAAAUUGGGUUUAAAUGUACCCUAACUGAUACAGCUAGUCACUGAUGAAGUCAUUUAACUUUUGUACAUUUUAACAUUUGAAAAGAAAACAAAUAUUUGAGGGAAUUCUCGGUGCCAUACAGGCUAAUGAAUGUGUCCCAGCCUACAAAAUGAAACUGCAGCCAAGCAAAUAAUGCUGUGAAAGGGUAAUAUUUCACGUGUGGCUGUAUCCUCCAAACACCACCCCAGCCUUUGUACAUGGCUGCGCGCACAGCACAACCAUUUCCUUUCCAAAACAAGUUUUAUGGCGGCUUCUUCUGUGUUGUCCCAGGUUUUAGCAACAAUCUCCCAGAAAUCUUCUCUUUCAUUUCGGUUCUAUAUAAAGCAGAACUUUUUACUGGUGGUGCACUAUUCUGCCUUUGUUUUAUGUUGUUGUUUUUCCUGUUUAGUAGCAUGUGAUGCCACGAAUGCCCCACAGCCGUGGCACGCAUCACAUGCUCCAGUAACAAAAUGUGAACAGUUUAUGCUGUAGUGAAACGUUAAGUUCGUAACAUGCUCUACACUGUCAAACAGUCGCCUGGUUUAUGUUGUACAUUUGCCUUUCUUCAGUGACUUAGCUUUUUUUUUCCGCUCCAAAGCCCGGGAUACUUGAUUUGUUCAGAUGUUGUUAGGCCUUGGAAUGGAGUACACUUGUUACGGCUUCUCCGGCUCUUUGCCUGCAUGCAUUACCCCCCCAGUACCUUUUAAUAAAGAGGCCUUGGGGCUUCUGUCUUUAGCACAACUGCUGCUUCUGCGCUGCCUGCAGACUCGUGCUGUGCCUUGGGGGAUAGUGGACAUCCUGUCGUCUCUGAAUUCCAUAAGCUGACAGCUUUGCGUAUAGCUGCACUUUACAUCGCAAUGUACAGGUGAAGACGUUUUAAGUUAAACUUGUAGAUAAGUUUUUAUACUUGAAUAGUUUUUAUUGUUUCCGUUACAUACCCUUUUUCCACCCAUUUUGAUUUUUUUUGUUUUAAUGAGGGCUAUAUAAGCAAACACGCAAGACCACAUUGCAAUAUGUAUUCUAAAAUAUUAUUACCCCAGUUUGUAACCCUGCCUUUCAUGAAAUAAAUGGGAACAUGACUGAAGGACAAACUGCUGUUUUAAAAGAUUAAUCCAGAUAAUAACCUAAAUAUUUUGUAUCAUUUAAUGUGCAAAAUAAUUUGGUCAGUCAUAAAUAAGAGUUCUCCAGUGUAUACUGUGCUUGUAUAGUAAAUAUCUCUAAACACCUCUAAAAUGCACUAUGAGGAGUGUGGUUAGACCGUGCAUGUAUUAGGCAUUGGGACUGCACCACAGCUCAUGGCUACGACGGCUUCUAAGUCUGAGCAAUAAUUGUAACGUAGCAUGUUCCAUAUUAGCUUCUACAUUAAUCGGGAACUGUGCAAGGAUAUCAAAAUUCAUUCUGGAUUUAUCAUAAACCUUCUAGGUGGCUGUCAUUUGGAAUCAGCAGGAUAUUUAAGAUUGGAGUAAUUGAUAGUUUCCCUAAGACUGUAAGUCCUUAUAUUCACAUCCCAAGGAUAAAUGGUUAUUUACAUUUGAGUUAUAUUGCUCUUUAGUUAUCUUGUUGCACUGUGGAUAUGAACACAGUUUGGUAGAAUGUAUUAUUUCACCUUUUUGUUUUUCUGAAGUGACAAUGUUUUGUUUUUUUCUUUUAAUCUACCUCGUUUUGUAGUGCUCAUCUACAGUUUUGCAUCAGACGGGGUCUUCCUUUGUCUUUUGCCUUCCUUUCUGUUCUUCCUUUUAAUUAGUAAACUAGAACGUAAGACAACUGAUUCCUCUGUAUCUGCAAUGGCCUUUAAGCCAUGACACGUAACUGAUGCAGAUGAAGAGAAGAUCGAGAAUGGCUUGGAUAGCUCUCGUACUUCUGUUACUUCCAUGAAUUACAGCAUCCUAGGGAUUUAUUCCUGUGUAUUGCAUUCUAGUCUGUUAUGCUCUGAUGCAGCUUUCCUUGCCCUGUUUCAUAUGAGCUAUGAGGAUACCCCCAAUAUAUAUUUUGUGCAUUGAAGAUCUUCACUUGGGAGUGUCUGCACUUUUUAGUUUAUAUAUUUAACGAAGAUUCCUAUUUGCAGUUUGUUUGGAUUCCCAUCACCUUCUCCUAUAAUAAAGUCUCGUCGGGAAUCGUGGCAUCAGUGUAUCAGCAGCAUUUGCAAAGGUGAAGAUCAAUUCCCGUAAAACCCUUAAAUGGAAGUGACAGUGCUCGAUAUAUAGUGUUCUCUCCCCAUCAUAUAGUUUAUUCCGAUCUUGAUCUUGCCUAUCAGUAUAUUUACACAGUUGCAAUCCAGUAUAAGAAACACUUUGCUUUUAAAUUCCUGUCGAUUUUUAGUGAGUCUUCUCUCAAAUUAAGCCUUGCACAGAUGGCCGUGAAUUAUAAUGUAAUAUAAGUUGACGGUGUAACAGCUCACUAGAUUGUGUUUGUGGUUGGCAGCUGUAUAUUGCCAAAGGGUCAUCACACACGGUUACUUCUGCUGCAUUUGUACUGUGCAUGUAUUAUUUCACUCGGAGAUCUGAUAACACUUUCUGUUGUCCAUUUGGUCAGUUCUGUUCUAAGCUAGUUCAACUCUCAGUCUGGAAGGCAAAGAUUUAAGGUGUCCGUUUUUAGUAUGUCUGAGCCUGCUCCCAUGUGGAUGUGCCAUAAUGACCUAUGCUGUUGGUGAAUGUUAAAGUGUUGCAAAUACAGGAAAACGAAAUGGGUUAAUGCUUCUAAACAUCUAGAGUUGACUCAUUUUAAAUAGAUUACAGCAAAGCCAGGAUUUUAUCUGUGAUUCAACAAGAUAUGGAAGGGGGUCGCUCACUUCUAACUGAUUUGCCUCAAGCUAUUCAGUUUCCCUAAAAUUGGAGUGCGUUAGUUCAGCUUCAUUGAAAAAGCCUGGGCAGCUUUUGAGCGAUCAGAGCUGUGAUGUUACACGGGGUGACAUGGUCCCUGUAGGUAAUGUGAUGUGUCCCAGACAAGGGGCAGAUGA
Pseudophryne corroboree (corroboree frog) is the source of this 12280-nucleotide messenger RNA. It is a transcript of the gene WNK3, whose product is annotated as WNK lysine deficient protein kinase 3. Lineage: Eukaryota; Metazoa; Chordata; Amphibia; Anura; Myobatrachidae. The record is from RefSeq and is a predicted model, not a curated record. Gene Ontology annotation, biological process: positive regulation of potassium ion import across plasma membrane; negative regulation of sodium ion transport; protein phosphorylation. The transcript is spliced from 24 exons. Gene Ontology annotation, molecular function: ATP binding; protein serine/threonine kinase activity; potassium channel inhibitor activity. Gene Ontology annotation, cellular component: cytoplasm; cytosol. Bases 493 to 9135 code for a protein of 2880 amino acids.